This is a messenger RNA of Cheilinus undulatus (humphead wrasse), 1861 nucleotides long. RefSeq names its product C1q and TNF related 4 (gene c1qtnf4). The coding region runs from base 88 to 1254 and encodes 388 amino acids. The record is from RefSeq and is a predicted model, not a curated record. The transcript is spliced from 3 exons. NCBI's taxonomy places the organism in Eukaryota, Metazoa, Chordata, Actinopteri, Labriformes, Labridae. Gene Ontology annotation, molecular function: protein binding.
GGGAGGUUUAUCUAAAGACAGAAGUUUGAGCUCAGCGCUCCACACACAGCCUGAAGAGACGAUACCACACAAACACUAAAAGAUACAAUGCUGCUCCCAGCGAGCGUGCUGAUUGGCCUGCUGUGCCUGAAUCAUGUCGGUGAUGUGUGGGGUUUCGCCCGUCUGCAGGAUGAAGUGGAGCUACGCUCAGCUUUCUCUGUGGCUCGCACUAACAGCAUGGAGGGCGGGCCAAAGAUGACCGUGACCUUUGACGCGGUUUAUGUCAACAUCGGCGGGGAUUUCGACCCCAAAGCAGGCAUGUUUCACUGUCGUAUCCCCGGUGCGUACUACUUCUCCUUCACAGUGGGAAAGUUUCCUCACAAAGACCUGUCAGUGAUGCUGAUGAAGAACAGAAACGAGGUGCAGGCCAUUGUGUACGAGGAGAACGCCGGAGAGGAGAGGAAGGUGCAGAGUCAGAGCGUGAUGCUGCAGCUGGACUUUGGUGACACCGUCUGGCUCCGUCUGCACGGUGACCCUCGCUACGCGCUCUACAGCAACACCGGGCACUACACCACCUUUAACGGCUACCUCAUCUACCCCGACACCUACGGCUACCAGACGCAUCACCACCAGCACCACCUUGACUCUAACUCCCAGCAGCCCUUGCAAAAGAACAACCCCAUGUCAGAGGAUAACCAGGGCGCGGAGCACGACAGAGCAGUAACAAGAGGUACGCAGGAGGAGACGGUGCAACAAACAGAUGACGAAGAGGAAGAGGAGGAUGAUGAGGAUGACCAGAGAUCUGCCUUCUCUGUCGGGCGCACCCAAAGCAUUGUGGGAGUCGACCAAGUGGGUCUGCCGCAGCACCAGCCGGUAAGCUUCGACACCGCCUUCGUCAACAUCGGAGAGGACUUUAACGUGACAGAAGGUGUGUUCACCUGCCGCGUACCGGGCGCCUACUACUUCUCCUUCAACGUAGGCAAGCUGCCACAGAAGACGCUGUCGGUGAAGCUGAUGAAGAACCGCCUGGAGGUGCAGGCGAUGAUCUACGACGACAGCCAGGGCGAGAAAGCUCUGCAGAGUCAGAGUCUGAUGCUGGCGCUGAAACCAGGAGACACAGUCUGGCUUUAUUCACAUCAGAGAGACGGCUUCGGGGCCUACAGCAACCACGCCAAGUACAUCACCUUCACCGGCUUCCUCGUCUACCCUGACUUCCCAACAACGACCACCCCCUCCAACACGGCGAGCAGCAGCCAGACGGAAAAGAAACCCUAGCUGCAGCACACAUGAAGCAGACUGAACAUUAUGGAGGAGUUCAUGCAAAAGUUCCAGAUCCUGUUUACAUUCUGCAUUAACAUCCAUGCUGGUUGGUUAGACACCAAGCUGACUGCACUUUAGAGCUUGGUAUUAACAAUAAAACUCAGUGAUCAGGACUUACUUAACACACCUCUUAUGCAAACAACAACCUUUCUGUAGCUCUGGUGUGCUGUGGCUUAUCUACAUCCAUCCAGCCUCGCUUCUUGUCAUGAAAUAAGGAGAUGUUUCAAUAUAUCAAGCACCCAACAACUAAAUAAUGCAUCACCAUUACUUUUACAUGCAUGUUUAUGACAUGUCAGGGUGAGAGGUUGGAACGCUGAGGGGUCCAGACUGCCAGAUAUAUUUUAGUCUAGUCAACAUAUUAUCGUUUAAAGACCCUGUAAAGUGAAAAUAAAUCUGUAUUCAGGUUUGUUGUAUGACAGCCAGGUGACUGUGCUAUGAAGCCCCAGGUCAAAUUUCAGUCAGAUAAAACACUGUUAAAUUUAUAAAAUUAAGCCUCAAAAUCAUGAAAACGAGGCAUUUAAAAUCUGAGCUGAAGCCAUGCCCACUCUGGAGAAAUACAAUC